This is a messenger RNA of Closterium sp. NIES-67, 1129 nucleotides long. The record is from the annotation of a GenBank genome assembly. Lineage: Eukaryota; Viridiplantae; Streptophyta; Zygnematophyceae; Desmidiales; Closteriaceae.
GUGCUGCUGCUCGUGGCCUUCCUGCACGCCUUCGCUGACAACGGCCAGACGUCCAACAUGUUUUACGUGUUCAAGGCCAAGUUCCACUGGAACAAGGACGACUUCUCCCUCUACACGGCUGGCAUCGGCCUCUUUGCCGUGCUCUCCCAGCUUGUGCUGCUGCCGCUGCUGCUGCAGGUGCUCUCCCUGCGCUCGCUGCUCAUCCUCGCCAUCUCAGUCAACAGCUUCCACAUGGUCCUGUACGGGCUCGCCUGGAAGCCAUGGGUGGUGUACCUUGCACUCUCAAUGAGCCUCAUCUCCACGCUCACUCAAACAUCGAUCGGGAGCAUGGUGUCGCACCUUGCAAGCCCCAGGCAAGCUGCAGGAGUGGUGUCUGGGGUCUCCUCCCUCUCUGCCGUGCUCGCACCUCUCACCAUCAACCCCAUCACUGCGUACUUCAUGUCUGACUCGGCGCCCAUCCAUCAGCCCGGAGCCGGCAUCAUCGUUGCAGGCAUUGUCGAGGCGGUGGCAUGUGUCCUCGUGCUGGCACUGCCGCCUGUUGCUGCCAAGCCGGGAGUGAGAGCACUGACAGACCAAGAUGCAGGCUCACCAGCACAAGGAAGCCAAGAUGAUGGUGCUGCGUCUGCAGGCGAUGGUUAUGGCAGGGGGGUUGCGUUAGAUGCAUCUGGAUCUGGCUCAUGUGGUCGAAGCAAGGGCCAGCGCACGGUCACAUUUGAACAUGGCUUUAGCAGCAGCAGCAAUGGUGGAGACAGCAGAGGCAGCAACAGCAGUGGUGCCAGGGAUGGUGGUAGCAGCACAGCAGCAGCGGCAACAACAACGUCACAUCCACAGCUGGGCGAGGCAUUGAUGGGAGCAGAGAGGGGCAUGGCGGCGACAGCUCGAUCACCACACCGCUCCUUACAUAGCAUGUGGAUAUCAGGAUCAUCCUGUCCUGCACUCCACACCCUAUGUAACCAACAUCUGAGGUGCCUUAGAAUCAUCCCUCCUCAUGCACGUUGGUGUGGCGAGGGCGAAGCCUUCCUUCGCACGUGUCUACUACCCCACCUGUAUAUUGUGGGCAUUACCUCCCAGCACCAAUAAAACCUGUGCACAGCAUGACACUUACCGGUACGAGCUUUUGGAGAAUUUG